Molecule: messenger RNA, 504 nt
Organism: Oikopleura dioica
Lineage: Eukaryota; Metazoa; Chordata; Appendicularia; Copelata; Oikopleuridae
Source: the annotation of a GenBank genome assembly
AUGAGAGGUUCACUAAGAAAUUUUGUCGAGCGAAAUAGAUUCAGCAACAAGUUUAUUGGAAUCAAGCUGAUUAUUGUCGCACUUCUGAUUUUGAUUCUUGCUUACGUUCGGCUCGCUGCAUGCCUCGUACUCUCUGGUACAUUUUUCCAAACCAUCAAUCAACUUGAAGGAGGAGCUAGGUCAACCGCGAUCUUUAUCAACCUUCUGUUCAGCGUUUUCAUCGGGCCUUUACUUUCGAUAACCUGUGCUGUCGGCAAUUUUUUAGCGCUAGCUAAUCUACUCGGAAACCUCUGGAUUUUGCUUUUUCAAUCGAUCCUCUCCCUCGUCGCAUUUCUCAUCCUCGUCGAGGACAUUUCAAUCCAGUGGCGAACGCAACAUCUUUCAAACAUGAGUUUGGGCAGCAAUGGAAUAGCCACUUUCAACUACGAAAAAUUCAGUGAGUCUCCAAAGAAAAAAGCUUCAAAAGAAGAAGUCACAGUGGAGGAACUAUUUUCUGCCAUUUAG